GAUAAUAUAUACAGACCGGGUAGGAAUGUAAAAACAACUGCUGUUUAUCUCUCAAAUGGGCGCCUUUAGAUAGAAGAACGCUAUAUAAGACCGUACAGUUUUGCUAGAGGUGUUGGCACAGCGAUUCAACUAUGAUCCGCUACGCCAGUUUCGCCUUGUUGGUCUUGAUUGGGUACGCGUGUGGGAAUGUGCGCCACACCACCACCACACCCUUCCCACAUGUCGACCUUCAGGGCAGGAUUGAUAACUUCCACGUCCGGAUGGAGGAGAUCAUGCGCCAGAUGAUGAUGCAGCAGUUGUACGUGGAGGAAAGAAUCCGAUCUGACGGGCAGUCUGGGGUCAAACAGAUCAGACAAUACCAUGACGGCUCAAGACCCUAUUAUUCUGAGACGCACACCUUCAGGGGUGUGUGCUCUAUCCACAACCAUGCCAACUAUGAUCGCACCGUUGGAAUGGGCGAAGUAAACAUGGUCAUCAACGGCGUUGACUUCAGAACGAGGCACAACGACUACAAACUGCGCAUGCCAAGCACGAAUUCUUCAAUGUUUCACGCCAUGAAGGACAUUCCGUUCCCUGGUGUACCACCGGAAGUGACGGCCCAGAAAACAGUCGUAGAACAGGUGGCGGAAAUGAGAGAAUGGUUCCGAGCCUGGAAUGACCAGGACCAUAGCACUCGAGACUACAGGAAGUACUUUAAACCCGUCCUGUGUUACAUGGAAGCAGCAUGGACGAUGGACACCCAACACUUCUCCGAGCCCUUCAGCAGCGACCGACACGCCAUCGACGCAACCAGCUGGCUUGAUCUUCAGGAAAAGGUCAGGUUCACAUCCUACUCCGGGAGCAAGAACGUCAAUGAGAACUUCGCCUAUCUCCCUACCGCAAUCAUGGAAGUAGUAAACGGCACUCCAGAGUUCGCCCAGUGGAACUACCGUAUUCUGUGUCAUCCACUGAAGAAAGACAUUCCCUUGAAGUACUUACAUGUCGUAGAUGACCUCUCUGCAAGACUUCCUCAUGGUGAGACCAUGCGUGAGUUCAGUGAAAGUCGGUCAGGGCGAUUUUCUCUCUACGAUGAGGAUGGCGGGAAGACCUACUCGCUCAUGGACGACUUGAUGAGUGAAAUUCCCGGCAAAGACAACUACCAGGCCAAUCUGACGGAGGACGUCUUCGGCGAGCUACUGUACGACGCCUCAAAGACAGACGAUACACCCCUUAACACAGGUUACUACCACCGGUGGUACAAGGUGGGGAAAAGUGGAUCUCCAAAAGAGGUCGCGCAUCGUGGUUUCUCCGACCGGAACCUGUGGGUGGCGCAGACCACCCAGCCCCGCGUUGCCCCCAUGAGUGUGGAUCAAUGCACACUGGACCCUGUCUCACAAAACAAGACGUGCCAGUCCUGGACCCGGCGCUACACGUACGCCGUACCCCUCGAAGUGAUCUACUUGAGCCCCUUAUACAGCUGGAACCCAUACGAUCUGGAGAACUGGCCAAGAGGAUCCCAGGCUUUUGAAAUCCAAAGGGUGGGAGGCAAGACGAACGACACGGCAUACAACGGUACUGGCUUCAAGACCUUCUACCACACACCUGUUGAAUUCUUCACGGGCAAGGAAGUGGCCAGGGAUCCUGCUGACACCACCAAGAGCGGUGUUGGGAUGCUGGACAAACACGGGAAGGUGCAGCUAGCAGAGGCUUCGGGCACUAGGAUCUUCCUUCCAAAUAUCCCGGGGGUAGGGACACUGAGGAUGCGGUACCCCAUCGUGCCUGUCCAUGGAGAGGGUUCUGGGGUGUGGAAGGAGCUUGACGCUCUCAAAGACAUGGUGAUGGACAUGGAAAAAUACAAGGGACUCUUUGAGAAUCCUCCAAACCUCUCCGGCUCCAGCAACGUCACUGACUCCGCUGAGAUGACGUUACACCUGAGAACCGGCGUCGCAACCAAGAAUCCACCAGGUCCACACGUCCAUGACGUCUUCUUGUCCCACGACGUUCAGGAUACCUUGAAAUCUGGAGGUCACACAAGGAUUUUCACAGGCGAAGCUCUAGGUCACACCCAUCAGCUGCUGAUUGGCUACCGCAACACGUACACCAUCAUGCAGUGUGACGGAAGCCAGGUCUGCUGGGACGGCCAUCCUUCCACUUUGUAUCCAGUAGACUAGCCUCCUGGUGAGGUGAUGAAUAAAGUGCAUGCAAAUACUAA
Haliotis rufescens (red abalone) is the source of this 2191-nucleotide messenger RNA. RefSeq lists its product as uncharacterized. Bases 132 to 2150 code for a protein of 672 amino acids. Lineage: Eukaryota; Metazoa; Mollusca; Gastropoda; Lepetellida; Haliotidae. The transcript is spliced from 8 exons. The record is from RefSeq and is a predicted model, not a curated record.